GCUUCAGAUGAAACAAGAUGGCGCAUUCUACUGAAACGUAAACUAGAAAAAUUAGAGAUUGAGUAAUUACUGCGAUGUCACUCCUAAAAGACACAGAUGACUUACCUAUCAAACUAAACUUGGAUGAACUAAAAGAGGAACUGUUAAAAAAUGGGCUGGUACUAUGUCCUGUUAAAGGCUGUGAUCAAGACUUCAAGUCUCUCUGGGGCCUCAAAUACCAUGUUAGACGAGCCAACCACCAAGAGGUCUCAUCAGAGAGGAAGUUUAAGUGUGAGCAGUGUAAUCAAACGUUUCAGUCUCGAAUUGCUUUACGUGAACACAGAACAUUGGAUCAUUCAGGGAGUGAGAGUAGAAGUCCACUAGCAAGUCCAGGAAUUUUCAAUGAAAUGGAGGGAAAUGCUGCUUCAUCAAAUGGAACCGUAAAGAGGAAACGUGGUAGACCAAAGAAAAAUACAGAUACAUCAGCCAAGAACAAUAACAGUGUAACUUUUGAUUUGACGGAGAUGAACAAGGAUGCCAGUGAAACAUUAUCUCCAUCAGUUGAAUUACCCAAGAAAGGAGAAAAUUCUGAUGGCACUGGAAGAAGAACUUCUACAAGAGUACGGACUCCUCGAAAAAACACUUUUGUUUAUGAGGAGGAAGAUACAACUAAAAAUAAAAGGGGGAACAAACGAAGGAAAGAGGACAGUGAAGCUGGUGUUUCAGAUAAUACCCCUAAAAAGAGAGGAAGAAAACCAAAAAGUUCAUUAGUGGAAAGUCGUAAUGUUAUUGAGGGACCUUGUAAAAAACAUGGAAGGAAGCGCAAAGGUGACACUGCCAGUUAUGAAUCUGAUGUUGUUAAUGUUGGCAAUGAAAAAGUGAGAGGAAUUGGUAAUGAUAAAGUGGACAGAGGUACCAAUAUUGUUGGUGAUGGAGAGGAUAAUGUUCAUGAAGGUGAUGUUGCCAAUGAAGUUGACAUUGUAAUUGAGGAUGGUGACGGUAUUGAUGAUGAGAAUGAUGAUGGUGAUGAUGAUGACAGUGCUGGCCAGGAAAGUGAUGAUGAUGAUGAUGAUGCUGAGGAUAGAGAUAAUGAUGAUGAUGAUGAUUUUGAAAAUGAUGAAGAAAGUACUAAGAAAAAAGCUAAAGACACCAAAAAAGCAGGUAUAGUGAAUUUAUGA
Pocillopora verrucosa is the source of this 1157-nucleotide messenger RNA. The record is from RefSeq and is a predicted model, not a curated record. Lineage: Eukaryota; Metazoa; Cnidaria; Anthozoa; Scleractinia; Pocilloporidae.